Molecule: messenger RNA, 1836 nt
Organism: Scedosporium apiospermum
Lineage: Eukaryota; Fungi; Ascomycota; Sordariomycetes; Microascales; Microascaceae
Exons: 4
Coding region: 1-1836 (611 amino acids)
Biological process (GO): L-valine biosynthetic process
Cellular component (GO): acetolactate synthase complex; mitochondrion
Molecular function (GO): thiamine pyrophosphate binding; magnesium ion binding; acetolactate synthase activity
Source: RefSeq, a predicted model, not a curated record
AUGGCACCCUUAGAGCUUCAGUUUCCUAGGAAUCGAGAGUUUGCCGGCGGGGACUUACUGGCACAAUCCCUCAAAUCACUUGGAGUAGACGUGGCGUUUGGCAUUCAUGGGGGCCAUCUCGAUUCUUUCUUCAUGGGAUGUUUCGACAGCGGGAUUCGACUUGUUGACACUCGCCAUGAAACCGUAGCCGUGCAGGCUGCAGAAGGCUACUCCAAGGUCAAGGGGACUGUUGGAGUGGCCUUCGUCACGGCAAACAGCGGCUUCUGCAACGGCCUUCCGGGACUAGCCUCGGCGCUAGCAGACCGCAACCCUAUUCUCGUCAUUACUUCUUCAGCUCCUAUGGUUGACACGGAGACAAAUGCGAUCCAGGGAUACAUCGAUCAGGUGGAUGUCGCGAGACGCAUGACCAAAUACGCCCAUAGGGUUCCUCAACCGGAAGAAAUCCCUCGAUUUGUCGCUCACGCGUAUCGCACCGCUCUCUCAGGGGCACCCGGUCCUGUGUUGCUGGACUUCCCCUGCGACGUUCUUUUCAAGCCGGUGCAUCAAUGUCGCAUACAAUGGGGAGCCAUCGGGACCCCGAUGCCCUAUCGUCCAGGGCCAGCCAAGGCGGCCAUCAGAGAAGCCGUAGACUUGUGGGAGCAGGCAAUCAGGCCAGCGGUUAUCAUUGGCUCUGGAGGCCGAAACCCAGAGGCACAUGAGCAAUUAUCUAAACUUAUUGCGGCCACCGGAACUCCCGUCUUCCACGGCGCAAAAUACAGAGGGUUUAACUUAGUGGAUUCCCGCUUCGACGCUGGUGCAGCAAGAGGCCUUGGAGCUCUCGCUGCUACUGGAAAACCCCGGCCAGACUUGAUAAUCCUGCUCGCCUGCAGAACUGGGAUGUACCUGGGCGGCCGCCAGGGUAGCGUGCUUCCCAAGGAGGGUUGCAAGUAUAUCCAGGUGGAUAUUGACGGAGGAGAGAUCGGCAGAACACAGCCAAUUGACUGUGGCAUUGUAUCUGACCUCGCCCUGGCCUUAGAGGCUCUAAACGAAGAGAUUGAAAAGAGGCCAGCUUUCAAGGCGCCGAAUGACUGGCUUGAGCUUGCCGUCAGCGUGCAGCACCGCACACCUCCCAUGGAAUCGGACCCAGUGGAAAUCACCCCAGGACGGAUGAACGUGUACCAGGGCGUCAAAAAGGUUCUGUCGUCUUUGGAACCGGGGGCAAUCAUCUGUCUCGAUGGUGGAGAGUCGGCACUCUGGGGAGCUGAUCUUGCGCACCAUGCAAGGCCUUAUUUAGUCCUCGGAGCUUUAGGCUACCUUGUGCUAUUGGGCAACGGUUUCGGAUACUCGCUGGGUGCCGCGAUAGCUGACCCAUCCCGCCAAGUGGUCAACAUUCAAGGCGAUGGAUCUGCGGGUUUCCAUAUAUCUGAGAUGGAUACAUACUCCCGCCAUGGGCUAAAUAUCCUGACUGUUGUAGUUAACAACUAUGUCUGGGCCAUGUCCAUCCAUGGCCAGGAGCUCUUUUAUGGCGAUGACCAUCCCGCUCGGUGCGUCAGUCAGGAGCUCUUUUAUGGCGAUGACCAUCCCGCUCGGUGCGUCAGUCGGCUAAGCCCGGAGGCACAGUAUGAUCAGGUGGCAUCGGGCUGGGGUGCUACCGCGGUAAAGGUGACAACGCUGGAGGAGAUUGAACCAGCGGUCAGGAGUCUUUCGGCUGCCGAUGGUCCCGCAUGCCUCAACCUUGUUGUUGACGACAAGCCUGUCCACCCAGUGACGAAACUCUACAUGAACUCCGAUCCAGACCCGAUGACUAUCAACGUACCUUACUACAGCAAGAUCCCACGACCUUUCUACAAGGUUUAG